Messenger RNA from Trematosphaeria pertusa, 1389 nucleotides. RefSeq lists its product as uncharacterized. The coding region runs from base 460 to 984 and encodes 174 amino acids. NCBI's taxonomy places the organism in Eukaryota, Fungi, Ascomycota, Dothideomycetes, Pleosporales, Trematosphaeriaceae. Gene Ontology annotation, molecular function: methyltransferase activity. The transcript has a single exon. The record is from RefSeq and is a predicted model, not a curated record.
CAAAGACCGAUUUCAUCCGGCUCUUCCUCCGACGUAUACAUCGCAUCUCAGCCGGCACUUAAGCUCCUAUAGGGCGCAAGGUGCGAUGGAUACUUUCCCCCACCCUAGCAGGCCGUUCCGCAGAGACUCCACAAUGCUUCACGGGAGUCAUCGCCGUAUGGUAUCGGCAUCCCAAACUCUUCCGGAUCGAUGAAUUUGUAAGACAUACGGGGAUUGUUACACCGUUUCCUCGCACUGCUGUGCCUCGCAAUCCUCCGCCCCGAACGGCAAUACCUGGAAGAACCGAUCCUCCCGCGAUGCUCAGCGCGCGUCAGGUCAGAAACCGUCACGCUCUUUCGCAUUUUCGGCCUUUUUCUGGGAUUUGUCGAUAAGCUUCCACACUAGCCUAGUCUAGCUGAGAGGCAGAAGCUUCGCGGGUGGCCUCUCGUGGAGCUGAUCUUCUCGCAUUUUAUGCCGACCAUGAUUGGAGGUAGAUAUAAGGUCCACGGCCUCCCCCCAAAUUUACAGCGAUGCAUCGAUUCUGUGAGCAUGAACCUACCGAACGGUACGAAGGAGCUCCUCGAAAAAGUCCACCGCCUCGGCCAAGAGCACCGCCACGACGACGAUGCCUCGCGCAGGAACCUCCUCCGUGAAGUCAACAAGCUCUCUCUCGCGCUCGAAACACCAGCCGAAGCCGUUCUUCGCAUAGCAUGGGUGCAAAACGCUACUCAAGCAACCGUCCGAGUCGCGACGGAUCUCAACAUCUUCCACCAUCUUUCCGGUGGACCAAAAGGCAGUGCAGACCUGGCCGCCCUGACUGGUGCAGAACAAACGCUCAUUAUCCGAAUCAUGAACCAGUUGACCGCCGUAGGCGUCGUAGCCCAAAUUUCGUCGGAUAUUUUCGCCACAACGUCGCUCUCGCAGGCCCUGACUAAGUCUUCAUUCAGCGCAGCGGUGCCCUGCCUGUAUUUCCUCAUCUCCGAGCAUUGCCAUGCGACUCGCUAAUGGUGCCUCAGUGCAGCAGCCCAGGGCCCUGCUCUCCGUGCUACACCCGACUUCUUGAGAAAGCAUGGCUACACGGACCCGGUCGAUACCAAUAACUGCCUUUUCCAGGCUGGUGUAGAUACGGACCUACAGUUUCUUCAAUAUCUUACCGCAAAUCCGAAUGUGGGCGACAUUGGACCGAAUUCUACCCGGUGGCGAGGCUUGCGGAGGGGCUGAAUAGGGACAAGAAUGUGACAUUGCUGGUUGAUGUAUGAGGCGGACUCUCAAGGUGCAGAAAACGUCGGAUAUAAGCGAAAAGGUCUCAACGCCGUAUAUUUCUACAUAUAUACCAUCCCUCCCUGCAUGGCGAGACGCUCCUCGUGCUAAGGUAUAUAAGAGGUACUUUAACUUCAACUUACGUUCUAU